CAUAAAACUCAAAAAUCUAAUCAUUAUCUUUAGAUUAUUCCAACAAACAUCACCAGCAUAAACACUAUUUUUGGAUCAAACAGUUGGCGCUAGGACGAGGGGCACAAGGAGAAAUAUCAUCAAAACAUAUCAAAUUUGGGAGAAUCCUAGAUCUACCUUCACCCAAAUUAAUUUCUAAAAAAAAGAAAAAAAAGGGGGGCUUUCUCAUGAAAGCUUAGCCCACCAAAGAGCCCAAGAUUCUCAUCAUCGUCCCGUCUCGUCAAGGUGAGAACUGGUCGUGAUGAUCGGAUGAUUCCGAUCUGGGCAUCUCGUCUUCAUAGAUGACGAACUCGUCAAUUCGCUUCUCCACCACCACGUCGAGUUCAAUCACAUGCCGAACUCACCUUGAUCCACCGGUGACUGCUCGAGCUUCUUUCCAGUCCGUGAAGAAAACAGUAACGAUGAACCAAAUCAUCUCGUCACUUUGUCGUCUCUUCACCGUGGCAACCGCUCAUCUGACUUCAAAACCAAAGAAGAGCUUUCGGGGAGAAGUGGUCUGAGAUCUCCAUCCCCUGCCUUCACCGAACAUCAAGCGAGUGGGUCAGCUCAACAUCUCCAGACCAAAGAACUUCAAAGGCACGAGCUUUCUGUUCAAAAAGAGAUCUUUCUUGUAGGAUUUUAAUCGAACACUUGGUGGGCUAUAACAAGAUGAAGCAACAAUGGCCGUUUCUCUCUUUGUCGACUUCAGCCUCGACCUUGCCGACGAAGAUCACGAACUCGUCAACUUCGAAGAUUUCUGGUUGUGGCCGUGAGGAACAAUCAAUCAUCUCAUCACGGCGUCACCUCCUCACGAGGGUUCGAUCAGUGAAGCUAGCAGAACGGAGGGUGAUGAUCAACGCAUAAUGACAAGCUGACGUCAUGCCUUUAUCAAGCUCCUAGUUCGCCAUUUCGUGAACGUUAUAAGAGCACAUCAACGAGCUCUGUGGCAUUGGACAAGCUCAAGCUCAUUUGCCUUCUCUAGGGCAGCUCAAGUGUUUGCAAACAUCAGCUCUGUCUAUCUCUUCCUUACGAUGAGACCACUGUUUCUGCAAAGUGUGAUGUUCAGUUGCAGGUUUCUGCAAAAACAAAAGGCUUUGUUGCUUGCGAGCAGGCCUGCCGCAGCCGACUCAAUCUUCUCAAGAACAAAACGAGAUGGAAAUAGUGAGACGCUGCCUACAAGGAAGCUCGGCCUCCUAUGCUCCAUCAGUGGCGACGUCUUUAAGAUCCGCAACACCAAGGAGCCAGAGCUGGACACUCAAACACAGAUCCUAUCUUAUCUUGUUAUGACGUAACAAGAUCUUGAAACAACGUCGACGGUAACUUCUUCGCAAAGAUACAAACCACAACCUCGGACGCUUGUUUCCUCUUCACCGCAAAGAUAAGCUUUCUUAUUAAAUUACCACAUGCUUUAAUGAUUUUUAAAUUACGCACAUGUGGUAGACAUUAUAGCUCUGGUUUAAACUAAUUAAACAACUCUAAGCUGUUCAUUCAUCUCAUGUUGUGGUUUUACUGUUGGUAGCCUAUGAUGUUAAUAGUUUGAUAAUUAUUUAUCAUCUGCAACUCGUGAACAUUUAAAAACAAGUUCGCUUGCUUAUCAAUUAUACAGUACUUGGCUAUAUCUUUUGGUCAACACUCAUCUGAUCAUCAUAUUUUUCUUUGUGAGCCAGAAUCAAUUAGCAUGCUAGACAUGUGACACGCUCGGAUCAGUCUCUUGUCAUUGCGCCACAAAUGACAAGCCCAGAUUCUGAUUCUCACGAAGAGCUUACCGCAACCAGCACAAGCUUAAGACAAGAAGAGUUUGAUGAGAACAAGCUCUGGAGUUGACCUGCUGAUCUGCUCCUGCUCACGAUUAGAGGCUUAGGGAUUUCAGUUCCCGACACCACCAUCAUACAUUCUUGCUCUGCCUCUUGCUGCCAUUUCAUGACUUGGCUUGGGCUUGUGCUUAUGAGGAUUGGAGCUUGAGCACCCGCUUUGGCAUGCUCCAGCCUAUUACUGCCCAUGUUAUGAUUCUACUCAUCUUCACAAGAUCACUACGUGAGACAGCUCACCACUCCCGUUCAAAGUUCGUCGGCGACUCGGCACCAGUUCAACCCCAACAGUCGCGUGAGCGAUCACCUAUUAACAGAUCAGCACAACUUGCUGGUUCCAGUAACUCGGCGAGCAUCUUAAAGUUUGGUCUCACGAGCUCGCGAUCACAUGACAAGUUGAUAUCACUCAAAUUACCCUAAGGAGUGAUUUAUACUCUCUCAAAUAAGAGGUCGAGUUGUAGUACUUAGGGAUCGAAUUCACAGGGAGCUAGGGAACCAAAUAAAUCUAAUUAGUUUGAUUAAGCUAGGCUAAUAGGUUUAAAGCAGUAAAUAAAGAUAUGCAAAGCAGUAAACAGUAAACAAGUUGAACAAGACAAUUGUUCAGCUUGGCAAAGAGUUGUUUGAUGGAAGGAUGGUUACUAGACUUAGGGUUUCAUUCAGGUUAUUAGAACUCUAAACUAUAGAUUCUAAGGAUUGAUUCUAGAACUCGAUAUCUAAUGCAAAAGACAACCAGCUCUCGCUGUGAGUCUAAUCUAUUGACUAAGUUCAGUGUUUCAGCUCUCCAUGUUAACACAGUUCGAGCGUCGAUCGAUGCUAUGGUAUGAGCGUUGAUCGAUGCUACGGAUUGAGUGUCGAUCGAUGCUAUGGUAUAAGCGUCAAUCGACACUGCCUUAGGCAAGUGUUAUCGAUCUGAUCGAUUAUGUUCAACUAGAUUCCUAGACCAACUCUCGUAUGCACCUAGGUAUCUAAUCCAGCAGGAUUCGGGUUCCGUUAAUUGAUUGCACUCUCGUGCCUCUCAAUUGUCCUAUGAUUCUAGGUUCAAGCAAUUAGUCACACUCUCGUAGUUUUCCAACUACUCUAGAUCCUAGUAUUACAAGCUAUCCUGAUGUAGAGAUCUUUAGAUAUCCUAACAAUCAUAAAAUUCAGAAAUUCAUUCAAAACCCUAGAAAUUCCUAAACCUAGCAGGUGGAUCUACUCAUGCAUGAUGUUUGUCACAGAAAUCGUAGACGAAUAGAUGAAUAACAUAAAAUAUAACUAAAACCAAAAUAAUGGAGUUCCAAGAGGACUCUGAAGGAGUUCCUCUCUUCUAUCCGAACCAAGAACUAUGAAUAAAAUAAAGCUUAGAUAGCGUAGCCGUCAACAAUGGCUUAUAAAUAACAUAAAUAGAAUUUUUGGUCGUCCAAGGGUAUUCUGGUAAUUUUUGGUUGCUUUUGGGCUUCAGUCGGUCAUAAAAUAUGCUCAGCCCAUAUUAUGACAUCUCUGUCGACCGACACAAAUGUUGUUACAUCGAUUGACAGUCAUUCAUCUCCUUGACAGCUUCCUCUCGCGAGGCAGACUGACCACCCUUCAGUAAAACGGGCAUAACUUUUGCUACAUGAUGAUGAUUGACCUCAAACCGGUGGCAUUGGAAAGAUAACUCAAAGAUCUAUCUUGUAUCAAACGAUUAGCGUAAUCUAACGGUCGCAAGGUCUCCAAACAUAGCUAGACAUCUGACGAGUCUGUGCAGCUCUGCACUCAAAAGGCUCCAAAAGACACCAAAAUCACCACAUUCCUCCAAAUCGUCCUUGAACCUGUAAAUACUCUAAAUAGACUCUAUAUAGUAGUAAAUAUAUAUUAAAACAUUUAUAGACCAUGGCUAAAAGUGGGUAAAAUUCAUGGUCUAUCACAAGUUCGGAUUGAGCUUGGCUUAGGACAUGUUCACAAGCCAAGCCCUCUUUUACUCGCCACCAUUUCACAAGACGUCAUCACCGAAUCUGGAUAAUGCCGGGAACAAGAGCUCUCAUGCUCUCUUUGAUGCAUCGAAGGAACGUUAUCAUAGCCUGACGAACAUACAAGCCAACAACUUGCUCGGCACACACGAUCUCAACACGAGACUUCGGGCCGGCAAUAGUUCGGUAAACUUGUAUUUUAGGCACGAGUUUAAAUUGAACUUGCUUGUUAUUAGGCACGAGUUUGCAGUCGACUCGCUUAUUGUUAAGACACGAGUUUACAAAAACUCGCCUUUGGCUAGGCAUGAGUUUACAGAAACUCUCCUUAUACUUGGCACGAGUUCUCAGUAAACUCGUCUUUCUCUCAGCGUGAGUCCAGUAAACUCGUCUUUCGUUAAGCACGAGUUUAAAGAAAACUCGCCUUUUACUAGACAUAAGUUCAAAGUAAAUUCGCCUAAAUCGUCAUAGACAUGAAUGUGUCUAGUUGAUUGUCUAAUAAACCCUAUUCGUAAAAUUCAUAGAGAUCGACUUCAUCUCUCUCUACGAACUUGGGGGGCUUACUGUUGGGGGUGGAUUUACAUCCUCUCUCAAGGCUCAUUAGACAAUAAAUUAGGUUCAUUUUACUACGGAGCCUUAGCUUCUUCUUUGUAUAAAUAAAGAGAUACAUUUCUUUAAUCAAGUGAUCUUCUUUCCAUUUUAGACCUAGAACACAUCCUAUAAAUAUUUAUACAUUCUUUGAUUCACUUUACAUUAGAAAUCAUUUUUCUAAUACAAUCUUUUGAUCAAUAAAGUCUUUGUUCUUUUUUCUCAUUUGAUUCUUUCAAGAUUUCUGCUAAACCUCAAGAAUCUAAUUAUUAUCUUUAAAUUUUUUAUUGUAUGAUUCCAACAAACAUCAGCAGCAUUAGCAUCGUUUUUGGGUCAAACAUUGAUCAAUAUGAAAACAAAUAAAAAGUACCAGUCCCCACACACCACACAUCAGUAGAGAGAGAGACCAAACCAAACACAAUAAACCACUUAAAGACAUGAAAGAUCCUUGUUACUCAGUCAUUAUCUUUUGCUAUUUAUUUGCCUAGAUUAAAAGACAAUGAGGGAAGAGAGAGAAACAGGAAAUAAUGUAUUAUCAUGGCCUCUAAUCGGAGAGAAAGAGAAGAAAAGUAGUGUAAAAGAAGAAUUGAAGAAGCAGCUAUGGCUAUCGGGUCCACUAAUCGGCGUCAGUCUUCUUCAGUUUUGCCUUCAAGUCAUCUCUGUCAUGUUCGUCGGCCAUCUUGGCCCUCUUCCUCUUUCUGCUGCCUCCAUCGCCACCUCUUUUGCCUCCGUCACCGGCUUCAGUUUCCUCAUGGGAACAGCAAGUGCGUUAGAUACCCUUUGUGGCCAAUCAUUCGGGGCAAAGAUGUUUGGAAUGUUGGGGAUACAAAUGCAAAGAGCAAUGUUUGUUCUUACACUACUCUCUGUUCCUCUCUCCAUCAUUUGGUUUAACACAGAACACCUUCUUCUCUUCGUCGGACAAGACAAAUCCAUUGCUACACUCGCUGGCUCCUACGCAAGAUUCAUGAUCCCAAGCAUAUUUGCCUAUGGUCUACUUCAAUGCUUUAACAGGUUUUUGCAGGCACAAAACAAUGUGUUUCCUGUGGUCAUCUGCUCUGGAAUCACCACCUGUCUUCAUGUCCUCCUAUGUUGGGUCUUGGUUUUGAAAUCUGGUUUAGGUUUUAAAGGAGCUGCUGUGGCUAACACUAUCUCGUAUUGGCUUAAUGUCGUACUCUUGUUCUGUUACGUAAAGUUAUCGCCUGCUUGCUCACUGACUUGGAUCGGUUUCUCUAAGGAGGCUCUACACGACAUCCUCCCUUUUAUGAGACUUGCUAUUCCUUCUGCACUUAUGGUCUGCUUAGAGAUGUGGUCCUUUGAGCUUCUGGUUCUCUUAUCAGGACUGCUUCCAAAUCCGGUUCUCGAAACUUCUGUUCUCUCAAUUUGUCUUAAUACAGCAGGAACAGUAUGGAUGAUCCCGUUUGGGCUUAGUGGUGCUGCAAGCACGAGGGUGUCAAACGAGCUAGGAGCGGGGAAUCCAAGAGUGGCUAAGCUUGCGGUGCGUGUGGUCAUUUGCAUCGCAAUCGCAGAAAGUAUAGUGAUUGGAUUGGUUUUGAUACUGAUAAGGAAUAUAUGGGGAAUGGCUUACAGUAGUGAACCGGAAGUAGUCACCUAUGUAGCCUCAUUGAUGCCGAUUCUCGCCUUAGGCAAUUUUCUUGACAGUCUUCAGUGUGUUCUCUCAGGGGUUGCCAGAGGAUGUGGAUGGCAGAAGAUAGGAGCAUUCAUAAAUCUUGGGUCAUAUUAUUUUGUUGGAGUACCUUCAGGCUUGUUACUUGGUUUUCACUUUCACGUUGGUGGUCGGGGCCUUUGGCUUGGAAUCAUAUGCGCAUUGGUUGUUCAAGUUAUAUGUCUUUCACUUGUCACCGUCUUUACGAAUUGGGAUGAAGAGGCCAAGAAAGCAACAGAAAGAGUCGAGUCUUCUUCAGGUGUGAGGGAUGCUGCCAUCGAUAACGGGCCAACUGUUGUAUGCUGAGAGAUGUUAUGAAACUUUAUUAUAACGCUGGAGAGAAUCAAAGUCUGGCAGGCUCUCACAGGACAAAAAAUAUUCUCAUAUGCUUUCUUUCCUUUUUUGAUUUUAUGUACCCAAUCACUGUCGAAGUGUUCCUUCAUCUUCUUCAUCUCCCUUUUGUUCGUUUUCUCCUCCAAUGGAUCCAUAAUGCUAAUUCGUUAAUUAGAUCUCGGUUCGUGA
Molecule: messenger RNA, 6524 nt
Organism: Brassica napus (rape)
Lineage: Eukaryota; Viridiplantae; Streptophyta; Magnoliopsida; Brassicales; Brassicaceae
Product: protein DETOXIFICATION 16
Exons: 8
Coding region: 4839-6308 (489 amino acids)
Biological process (GO): xenobiotic detoxification by transmembrane export across the plasma membrane
Cellular component (GO): membrane
Molecular function (GO): xenobiotic transmembrane transporter activity; antiporter activity
Source: RefSeq, a predicted model, not a curated record